AUUUUCGUUCGAUUCAAUUCCCCGAGCUUCGCCCAAAACGAAUGAAAUAGAAAGAGAGAGAAGAAAAUACUAAAUUCACAAAACAAAGACAUCACUCAAUAAGAGGCAGCCGCAUCCAGGUUACCCUUCAAGAAGAUUCGAUAGGAACAAACUAACCCUUCUUUCUGCACAACUCAACCCACCCUACUCGUACCCUCACUACAGCAAUAACUUAAUCACCACCAGCCUCUUGUAACGAGCCGACCCAACUCUUCUCCUCUCCUCUUCCCCCUUCUCUGCCCCCCCCCCCCUUCAACUGGUCUAUCGUCUACACUUUAACUUUCCACCUCUACCAAAUAUGUCUUUACCAACCACCAUUCCUGAAGGUAUGCCUCUCCCACAUGCCCCGCUGUGGCUUUCCCCGCCGAUAACCCCCACCUUGAACAACAAGUCCGUGGGGGGGUCUUCUAAUCAAUCGCAAUAUGCAUACCCCCAACGGAACUGUUCUAGUCACUUUCUUCCACUGCUUGGAAAAAGCUCUUAUCCAUAUAUAACCGAGGAUGACUUAUGCUGACACGAUGCAGUUCUUUGGGCCCAGCGUUCCCACGAGGAAGAUGGCACCAAAAACAUCAUCUAUCUCACUAUAACAGCACCAGACUGUCCCCCGGACUCUGUUGAAUUGCAACUUGAGCCAACGAAGGUCCACUUCAAAGGAAGCAGCAAAAUUAAAACUUUCGCUUUGGAUCUAGAGCUCUAUGCGGAGAUUGAUGUCGAUAACUCGAAGCAACACUUGAGUGCCCGAGGCGUUGAACUUGUCCUUCGUAAGAAGGAAUUUAAGGCGGAAUUUUGGCCAAGACUUUUGAAGGAAUCCAAGAAGGCACAUUACCUUAGAACCGAUUUUGAUAAGGUUUGUUGAUUGGUUUAAUUGCUUCGAUUAUAUCCGGCCCGAUGUUAACUGGCCGAUCUGUGAUUAGUGGGUCGAUGAGGAUGAGCAAGAGGAUGAGGCAUCUGGUUUUUCUGAUAUUCCCGGCGGUGGUGCUCAAUUUGGCGGUGGUGAGGAUUCUGGCGGUUUCGGUGGCAUCGACUUUUCGAAGCUCGGAAACAUGGGAGGUAUGGAAGGCAUGGAUAUGAGUGCCCUCCAAGGCCUCGAAGGAAUGAACGCUGCCUCCGGUGGUGCCGAUGAUAAUGGCGAUGUGAGUUUCCUAGAUUUAAGAACCGCUACGAAUAAACUAACUCUCCCCAGGACGACAUGCCAGAGCUUGAAGACAGUACCCUCGAGAAGUCUGAGGCUGCUGAGGCUACUCUCGCUACUGAGGAGGCUCCCGAGGCUACUGCUCCCGCCGCUGAGGGUGAGACAUCCCCAGGAAUUGAGGAGAUCUCGGAGGACAAGAAAUGAUUGUACCACGGAGUUUCUCCAUGAGAAGUAUCGGCAUCAAUUGCCAAAAAAAAAAAGUUACAAUGCCUUGAAUUCAGAGUGUGGAAUUAAUGCAUAAGCGAUUCUGCCAAUCAACGUGCUUCCCCCGUGGUAUAUCGUAAGGGCUGUGGGGUUUUUUGUAUUUGAGGGUAAUUACGCGUGCACAGGUUAUUAUUUGUCUUGAACCUGCCCAUUCCCAUGCAGGUAUUAGGAGCUAUCAUUGAUGGAAGAGUAAGAUGACUUGAUGGAAAGCUGGUAGUAAGCCUUCUGCGAUUACUUCUCGAGUACGGUAAUCUCCAAGGACCAGUGGGUAACUUAGGUGAAUUAUCGUAUCAUAGGAAAAAGAAAAGAAAACAGUGUAGUCCAGUUGAACAACCCCUCUUCAGGCAUCCACAGCUCCUCACUUUCCUUUAAAGGCCACCCCGACCCCACCACGGAAUCAAGAAAAGAAAAGAAAAAAAGAGUAAAAGCUCCUCGUAAAUGCAGCACAAAUCCACCCCGCCUCGUGAACAAGGAAAUUUUCACUCAAACCCAGGCGCAAUGCCGAAAAAGAAAAAGAAAAAGAGAAAGCACACAUCUAGAGAGCACCCGGGAAAAGGGGGAUGGCAUUUAUGUGAUUCGGGUGCUUCCAUAGCUCUUCAGAUUGCUAUCGCCAUCGCCUUCGAGAGCUUGAGUUUCUUUACGAAGUGCACUGAGGUCGAAGGAGCCGUCCUCCUCGCCAGAGGAUUCUUCGUCUUCGCUGUCGUUUCUCCAAUCGCCCUUCUCGAACAGUGCCCUUCCGGUUGCUUCUUUUGCCCUCCGGGCUUCCUCCUCAGCCUCCUUCUUGGACAUACGUUCGGAUUUCCAUUUUUUGAAGGUCUCUUCGGUUACGGGGGUCAGUGCACCAGUGAGUUCAUGUCUAAGCGUUGUCAGCACCCGUAAACACUAUAAUGAAGAGGAAAGGGGAAAAAGUGGAGCAGCUUCCUACCGUCGAGCUUCUAGGAAGUCUUCCAAUGUAAGUGUUGCCAGAGGAGACUUGUCCAUCAAUGCUUUUUCCGCAGCUCUCUGCUCCUUUGUCUUUAGGACGAAGCCAGGAGGCAACGAAUGUUUAUAUUUGCAAUCAUUACCACCAUUUGGACCUAUAACUAUUAGCUCUCCGUUACAUUGCUUUUCCGACAAAAAAAAAAAAAGAGAAAAAGAUUAGCAGGACUCCAUACACUGCCAGAACCACCCAUACUUUCCGUUCUCCACUGCCUCAAUAAAAUGCUUGCAAACCUUAUCAGUAGUGGUCUUCGGAUUCCCGUGCUUGCUCAAGACAACACUGCGUAGUUUCUCCUCGUCCCAGUUAUCGCUCGUCUCUUCCUUCUUCUUCUCGUCCUCUCCUUCCUCCCCUCGGGAAUCCUCGUAAAGAUUCUUCUUCUGCGACUUGCGUUCAAUACUCAGGUCGUGAGAGAACUUGCACUUGCGGCCCUUCUCGCAGUUGCCAUUCUUGUAGUAGACACAUAGCACGCUCUUGGGGUCCACGCCGAAGGGAACCUUCUGGGUUUGCACGGGUUUGAAAAGUUCGGCAACUUCCUUCUUUGCCGCCUCGGCCGCUCUCUUCUCCGCUUCCCGCUGGGCUUUUUCCGCCUCUUUGCGUUUCUGCUCGGGGGUGCCGGACGCGGAGGCUUGUGAAGUUAACUGUGCUAUUUGUUUUUGGGCUUUUCCACCUUUUUUCUGCUCCUCGUCAGAUGGCUCCAAUUUCGUCUAAGGGUAAAAUAAAAUGUUCGGGUGGGUAGUUGAAGACGACGCACGUUCUUGAGGCCGAAUGUCUGGACGUGGAGAGUUUUAGCUUCGUGAUGUUUUCCAUGGUACCAGGAGACGGGGACUUGCCUUGUCCUGAACCACUUUCUGGACGGAGGGUUUAGCGUUCUUGCCCUCUUUCUUUGGUGGCAUUGGUACUAUCUUUUCUCCAGUUCACGACGGUGGACGUAUCUAUCUAUCUGUGCGAGGUGGUGGUCGUGCUGCAGCGUGCGUUGCUCGGAUGUCGAAAGUUCGGCCUGUAGAACAACUUGUGUCAAAGUGGGUUCGAGAUGCUUGGCAGGUUUUGGAGUGGAGGUUCUUGGUUGCCCCUACCGUAGGAAUGGGUGGUAUCAUAAAGCAGCGGCUGAUUUGGUAACAGUGACCGGAUGGAGAGUACGGCCGCUUAGGUUUUUGUGAGUACGGUAUUGAAGGUGGUGGGAAUCUCAAUGAUGAAUCUUGCGAGCGCUGUGGGGGGCACUUGCACACACAAAGACUAACUAUAGGGAGCACCGUAUCCUGUGUCGGGGCCUCUAUCGGUGCCCCCGCUGCACAGAAUCCUCGCGCCCAAGAUGUACUUAGGUACAGUUGCGUCCGUGAUCACAUCCUAUAUACUAGUAGACGAAGGUAGGAAGCUACCACGGCUCACCAGGCUAUCUCACCGUGGCGUAGGAAUGAUUUGCCUCGCUAUAUUGUCGCCUUUAUAAGGUGCCUAUGCUUCAAUCUGAUAUGGUCAGGUUUACCCUGAGCAUCGCCGUGUGUCAUUGCAACCUUGUCACACACCGUAACUUGCUACGAGGAAUGGU
Molecule: messenger RNA, 3957 nt
Organism: Tuber aestivum (summer truffle)
Lineage: Eukaryota; Fungi; Ascomycota; Pezizomycetes; Pezizales; Tuberaceae
Source: the annotation of a GenBank genome assembly